This is a messenger RNA of Malania oleifera, 1604 nucleotides long. RefSeq names its product UDP-glycosyltransferase 74F2-like. The transcript is spliced from 2 exons. The record is from RefSeq and is a predicted model, not a curated record. NCBI's taxonomy places the organism in Eukaryota, Viridiplantae, Streptophyta, Magnoliopsida, Santalales, Ximeniaceae. Bases 51 to 1421 code for a protein of 456 amino acids. Gene Ontology annotation, molecular function: UDP-glycosyltransferase activity.
CAAUUGUGAUUAAGGAAGAAAGAAAAUUUAGAGAAGGUGAGUAGUGAUCCAUGGAGGUGAGGGAAAGAGAUGGUGUGCUUGUGGUUGCAUUCCCAGUCCAAGGCCACAUGACUCCUCUCCUCCAAUUUUCCAAGCGCUUGGCCUCCAAAGGCCUCUCCCCCACCUUCGCCCUCACCCUCUUCCUCACCAAAUCCAACCCCUCUCCCCCCUCCUCUGUCCGCUUCGCCACCUUCUCCGACGGCGCCGACGACACCGGCUUCGCCCACGCCCCCGACGCCGCCGCCUACCUCUCCGGCUUCCGCGCGGAGGGCUCUCGCACCCUCGCCGACCUCAUCCGGGCUAACCAGAUCGCCACUUCCGGCCGCCCCCCGUUCCGGUGCAUCAUAUACGACUCGUUCUUGCCCUGGGUUUUGGACGUCGCCAGGGAGUUUGGGCUGCCGGCGGCCGCCUUCUUCACUCAGUCUUGCGCCGUCGAUUGGGUGUAUUACUGGGCCUAUCGCGGUGCGAUCCGCUCGCCGGUUCCCUCGUCUGUGUCGCUGCCGGGGAUGCCGGAGAUGGCCCACGGGGACUUGCCGUCGCUGGUGACGGUGCCGGAGUCGUACCCGAUGUUCUCUGAAAUGCUGCUGAACCAGUUCUGUAACUCCGACGAGGCUGAUUGGCUGUUGGUCAACUCUUUCUACGAGUUGGAGAAGGAGGUGGUGGAUUCAAUGUCAAAGGUUAGUCCACUGAUGACGAUUGGACCGACAGUCCCAUCUUUCUACUUGGACAAUAGAGUUCAAAAUGAUAGUGACUAUGAUUUCAACCUCUACAACUUAGACUCCGAUUCGUGCACCCAUUGGCUUGACACCAAGUCAAAGAACUCUGUUGUAUAUGUAGCAUUUGGUAGCAUGGUUAGUCUCCAAAAAGAACAAAUGGAUGAAAUAGCAUGGGGCUUGAAGAGAAGCAAUUCCUACUUCUUGUGGAUAGUUAGAAAGUCUGAGGAGGACAAGCUCCCUGAAAACUUCAUCGAAGAGACUUCAGAAAAGGGCCUUGUGGUGAAUUGGUGUCCCCAACUGAGGGUACUCUCGAACCCCGCUGUGGGGUGCUUCUUUACACAUUGUGGUUGGAACUCAACCAUGGAGGCCUUGAGCCUCGGCGUGCCAAUGGUGGGGAUGCCGCAGUGGACGGAUCAACCGACAAACGCGAAGUUCAUUGCAGAUGUUUGGAAGGUGGGAGUUCAGGUUAAGGUUGAUGAGGAGAGUGGCAUUAUUGGGAGAGAGGAGGUAGAGAGGUGUGUAAGAGAGGUGAUGGAAGGGGAGAGAGGGAAGGAGAUGAAGAGGAAUGCUGAGAAAUGGAGGGAUUUGACUAAGGAAGCUGUUAGUGAAGGUGGGAGUUCUGAUAAGAACAUUGAUGAUUUUGUACACAAAAUAUUGGGUUCCUAGAAAACUAGAUAGCAACUAAUAUUGAAAUGUUGAAGAGUUGAUUUGUAUUUUGAAUGUUAUCUCUAUUUGGUAUUUGGGAAAUGGUGAAUGUAAUAUGCUCAAAGCUAGCAUACACGUAUAUGUGUGUGUGUAUAUAUACACAUACAUGCAUACUUGUCUUAUUAAUUGAUUUGGUUGCACUAA